CUCGUACCCAGAGCAGAGCAUGGCGUCUCCAGCGGCGCAGCAAGGCAAGCCCUCCAUCCACUCCAUGCCGUCCCACAGAUCUGCAGCUGCUUCUCUACUGGCAGUAUGGCUCGGCGUAGCGCUGCUUGGGGUUGGAGCGGCACCGCCUAGGCCUAGCAGCAGUUGCCAGAGAGAAUGCGGCGGCGUAGACAUCCCUUACCCGUUCGGCAUCGUCGAUUCGCCUGGCGACGACGGCGGCGGCUGCGCCAUGCCCGGCUUCGGCCUGACCUGCAAAGAGGCCGGGGUUAAUGGCGGGCGCCGCAGGCCGUUUUAUUACGACGUGGAGGUCGUCGACGUCUCGCUGCAGCAAGGCCAGGUCCGGAUGCAGAAUCAUAUCUCCACCUACUGCUACAACGCCGCCACCCGGGGCAUGGACCCCCACCGGUGGCAUCUCAACUUCACGGGCACGCCCUACAGGUUCGCCGACACCAACAAGUUCACCGUCAUCGGCUGCCAAACGCUGGCGUACAUCCUGGGCGAGCACGCCGGCGAUUACACGAGUGGGUGCGUGGCCAUGUGCCGAGGAGAAAGCGACGGCGAUGUGAGGUCGGCCCUCAGCAACGACUCCUGCUCCGGGAUUGGGUGCUGCCAGACCGCCAUCCCCAGGGGCCUGCAGUACUAUGAAGUGGAGUUCGACUCCGGCUUCAACACCACGGAGAUCUACAACGUCAGCCGCUGCAGCUACGCCGUGCUCAUGGACGCGGCCGGCUUCAGCUUCUCGACUACCUACGCGACCUCGCCGGGGCUCAACAGCACCUACGGCGGAAAGGCGCCGCUGGCGGUGGAUUGGGUUGUUGGAGAGGAGACAUGCGACGCGGCGCGCAAGAAUUCCUCGUCCUACGCCUGCGUCAGCGACCACAGCGAGUGCUUGGACUCGCUCAAUGGACCAGGCUACAUCUGCAACUGCUCCAAAGGCUACCAAGGCAAUCCUUACCUGCAAGAUCCGGAGCACGGAUGCAAAGAUAUCAACGAGUGCACAGACCUGGUGAAAUACCCUUGCAAUGUGCCUGGAACUUGCCAAAAUUUUCUUGGCGGAUUCGAGUGUGGUUGCCCCAAGCAUAUCAAAGGCGACGCCCAAAAUGGGACGUGCGACGGAAACCACACAUUUGGUAUUGGAGAAAAACUCGGUAUUGGAGCCUUUGGCGUUGUUUUGGUUGGCCUGGUUUGUAUCCUUGCAGUAGAAAUCAUCAGUCACAAAAGGAGUAUCAAGAGACAAGCACUGAUCAGACAGAGUGAUGAAUACUAUCAACAACACGGGGGCGAGAUACUAUCAGAAAUUAUGAGAGUAGAGCGUAAUAUUGGGUUCACUGUCUAUGCCAGAGCAGCAAUCGAGGCGGGAACAAACAUGUUCGACAAGGAGAACAUCAUCGGGGAAGGAGGGCAGGGGACCGUGUACAAGGGGGUCCUCGACGUCGACGGCAAGGACACACUCGUGGCUGUAAAAAGAUGCAAGGAGGUGGAUGAGAGCAGGAGGAAGGACUUCGUGCAGGAGCUGGUGAUACUCUGCCGUGUCGACCAUCCCAACAUCGUCAAGCUCCUGGGUUGCUGCCUGCAGUUCGAGGUGCCCAUCCUGGUGUACGAGUACGUGAAGAACAAAACCCUGCAGGAGCUAUUGUACAGCCAGCCGACCUCGUGUCGCGCCACCCUGGGAACCCGUCUGAGGAUCGCCGCGCAGUCCGCCGGAGCACUGGCGUACCUGCACUCGCUGGCGCACCCGAUACUCCACGGCGACGUGAAGCCCGCCAACAUCCUUCUCAGCGACGGAUGGGUCGCCAAGGUGUCUGACUUCGGCUGCUCCACCAUCGAUGAGAAGACUCAGGUGGUGGCCAGAGGCACAGCGGGCUACGUUGACCCAGAGUACCUGCUUGAGUACCAGCUCACCCACAAGAACGACGUCUACAGCUUUGGGGUCCUCCUUCUGGAGCUCCUAACCGGGAAGAAGCCGCUGUCAAAGCAACGAAAGAGCCUCAUGGUGAUGGUUCAAGAGUCUAUGGGGGAUGGCACGCUCCAUCAACUCUUUGACAGGGAAAUAGUCGAUGAUGCUAGCAUGGGAGUGGCCGUUCAGGCUGCGGAGCUGGCGACUCGAUGCUUAGUUAUGCCGGGGAACAGGAGGCCGGCGAUGAGGUGCGUUGCUGAGGAGCUCCAGAAAUUGGCAGACCAAGUGCAGCAGCCGUUGGUUUUGGAGUGUCAUAGCCUCACUGUCAAAGGUAUGGAGAGCUCCAUGUCAUCUGAGAGUGACACCACCGGGGUUUUCAGCCUUGAAAAGAAAGCCGCAUUGAGCAUAGAAUUCGCUAGAUGAUAUCAUGAGAAACAUAUUAGAAACGGUUUGCUAGCUAUACGAUCCAUGGUUGUAUCACGUUUGUUGGUCGUUGCUAUGAAAUCCACCUUAAGCUUAGCACCAAAUAAUUUACGUAUUUAUAAGCACUCACUUGACCUCCUACGUAUGUAGAGCAGGUUUGCAACAAUUUUAAUUUGCUACUGUUUAACUAUAUUGUCUGUCCUCUCUUCA
Triticum urartu is the source of this 2548-nucleotide messenger RNA. RefSeq names its product wall-associated receptor kinase 2. Gene Ontology annotation, molecular function: calcium ion binding; protein serine/threonine kinase activity; polysaccharide binding. NCBI's taxonomy places the organism in Eukaryota, Viridiplantae, Streptophyta, Magnoliopsida, Poales, Poaceae. The record is from RefSeq and is a predicted model, not a curated record. Gene Ontology annotation, biological process: protein phosphorylation; cell surface receptor signaling pathway. Gene Ontology annotation, cellular component: plasma membrane.